Messenger RNA from Colossoma macropomum (tambaqui), 1292 nucleotides. RefSeq names its product glycoprotein IX (platelet) (gene gp9). Lineage: Eukaryota; Metazoa; Chordata; Actinopteri; Characiformes; Serrasalmidae. The coding region runs from base 164 to 889 and encodes 241 amino acids. The transcript has 2 exons. The record is from RefSeq and is a predicted model, not a curated record.
CGUAGAAAGGUCUGCUAUAAAACACAGAGACUGCUGCGGGCAGAGGGCUGAAUUAUUUACAGAUAACCACUGACAGAGAGAUUUAUACAUUUAAUUCUUCUCACAGAGUGCUAAGAGCUAGAAAUGCCUCUAUCACUGCAGAGUCCGCACUGAAAGAUACAGGAUGAUGUUGGGUCCAGGGUUUGCUGUGCUGCUCUUUCUGAGCUCUUCAUUCGCACACAGCUCAGACUCCUUCAAGUUCUCCACUUUGCCCUCUGGAGGACUAAAGGUUAACUGCAUCUCCCACGGCCUCAAGCAAAUUCCCACAUUUCCAGCAGACACCGCUGAACUGCACCUACAGCACAACGAGCUGAGCACCGUGCCUGCGGGGCACUUUGACGCUUUCAAGAACCUUCGGAUGGCAAACCUGUCAGAGAACCCUUUCCACUGUGGCUGUAACAUCCGCUAUCUGCGAGCUUGGCUCCUCAGGAACAAAGCCGUGACCCCAGUGACCCCAAAAUGUGCCAGUCCACCAUCACUGGCUCACAAAGCCAUAGUUGAACUCAGUGAGAAGGACUUCUCAGCCUGUGUGCAGGACCCAUGCUCUGAAGUGCGUUACAAUUUCACUGUGGCCUUCAUGCUCUGCGUCCUCAUCGGCCUGCUCUUCUGGUGCUUCCGUUUGGCCAAAGACCUGACCUUCACCCUGGGCAUCGGAGAGAGGCACGUAGGCCUCGAGGCCGAAUCCCUGCGCUCGCUCAAACCCAAGCACAGGAUGAGAAUGAGUUUCGCUGCAGGUUCUUCCAGCUCAAGAGGCGAUGAGCUAGAGAGGCCUCUACUCAACAUGGAGAUCCUACCGCAGAUUAUUGAUGCCCUGCAUAGGCAACACAACAUUAAGAUCAAAGAAACAUGAAGAGGCUGAGACUGUGCUGUAUUUCUGCUUAUACACCUGUGAAAAAGUCACAUACAAGUAUGUCUAUCCAAAUAUGUCUAUUCCAUUUAAACUAAUGACAUUCACACAAAAAUGGUGCAUGUUUUCUGAGGUAAUGCAGUUCUGAGGCCCAUUCUUAUUGUUUCUCAAUACUAGUUUUCUCUACAUUCAGAACCUAAAACUCUGUUUCUAGAACAUCUGCAUUCAUGUAAUUUUACAUGUUCAUCCCUAACCCUAUUUUGAAGGAUAUUGCAUAUCAAAAUUCUUAAUAUUUUGCUCAUAGUUGGAUUUAUGCCAGAUUUUGUACUAAAAAAUAACCUGAAAAGAAUUGUAAUAACAGUGCAUAGUGUUUUCUCAAUUAAACAAUAAAACAAUGACAUUUCAA